AACAGAUUUGAUUCUCUGUCUGCUUUGCAAAACAUGAUGCGGUGCAGGCCUUGAUGUCAUGGAUCUGUGUGUGACCAUCAAAGGGGUCUCCUUCCUCUUACAAACAGGUAUGGGCAUCUUGGGGAACACCGUGGUGCUGAUGGCGUAUGCCCACAUCAUUUAUACUGAGCCCAAGCUCCUUCCUGUGGACAUGAUCCUGUGCCACCUGGCCUUUGCCAACCUGAUGCUGCUGCUGACCCGCUGCGUCCCCCAGACCAUGACUGUGUUUGGGCUGAGGGACCUGCUGAAUGAUCCGGGCUGCAAGGUCGUGAUCUACGCCUACCGUAUUGGCCGGGCUUUGUCAGUCUGCAUCACCUGCAUGCUCAGCGUGUUUCAGGCAGUGACCAUCGCCCCUGCUGGGCCCCAUUUGUCCAGGCUGAAGCCCGCACUCCCCUCCUUGGUCCUCCCCACCUUUGCAGGACUGUGGCUCCUCAACAUGGCCAUCUGUAUCGCAGCCCCUUUUUUCUCUAUGGCUCCACGUAAUGGCACCGUCCCUGCCUUUACUCUCAACCUGGGCUUCUGUCAUGUGGACUUCAGAGACAACCUGUCCUAUGUGAUUAAUGGGGUGGCAGUCUCUGGAAGGGAUUUUGUCUUUGUUGCCCUGAUGGUGGGCUCCAGUGGUUACAUCCUGUUGCUUCUCCACCGCCACAGCCGCCAGGUGAGAAGCAUCCGUCGCUCUCAGGGUGGUGGGGCAGAGACCAGAGCAGCCAAAACAGUGGUCACCCUGGUAGUUCUGUAUGUGGUCUUCUUUGGGAUUGACAACGUGAUCUGGAUCUACAUGCUCACGGUGGCCAAGGUGUCACCGGUUGUGGCUGAUAUGAGAGUGUUCUUCUCCUCCUGUUAUGCCUCUCUCAGCCCCUAUUUUAUCAUUUCCUCUAACAAGAAGGUCAAGGCGAAGAUCGCGUGUGCAGCUGAGCAAGACCAACCAUCAGCGGACACUCAGGAGUCGAAUGACAAAUGACUCUUUCACCAUCUCGACAGGCUGUCAACUGAUCAGACCAUAUCAUUUUGAACACUGGUGCACGGAUCACUGUCAUUUAGCUAAGCAAUGGACCCUUUAGAAAGUAGUAUCUUGUAGUGGUGUUACAGGGGGUUUUCUGAUAUAUACAGUAUAUUUCCAUCAAAAUCAUAAAUAUAGUGGUGUAUGUAACUGCAGUGUGGUCAUUCUGUA
Molecule: messenger RNA, 1210 nt
Organism: Thunnus maccoyii (southern bluefin tuna)
Lineage: Eukaryota; Metazoa; Chordata; Actinopteri; Scombriformes; Scombridae
Product: olfactory receptor class A-like protein 1
Exons: 1
Coding region: 59-1000 (313 amino acids)
Biological process (GO): G protein-coupled receptor signaling pathway
Cellular component (GO): membrane
Molecular function (GO): pheromone receptor activity
Source: RefSeq, a predicted model, not a curated record